ACAUACAUUUCCUUCAACUUUUUUUAAAUUAAUGUGACAUAUAAUACGGCUUAACCAAGAUGUCUAAAGAGGGCAACGAAAAUGCAUGCAGCUCAAAUCAGCAUAAUAAUAACAUAAGUAGUGAAGCCGUUAUAAUUAAUGAACUGAAUCAUUAUGAUGAACAAGACAGAACGGAUGAAAUGUCAACAAGGCAAAGAGAAAUGGAAGAAUUUAGAGAAGUGCUUGAAGAUGGGCUUGAUGAAAUUUUAUUGCAAGCACUACUUGAAUUUGAAAAUCAGGAGAUAAAGAAAAAAGAAUUGAAAGAAGAAGGGAAAAAAGAUAAGAAACGAAAAGAUAUAAGUGAUGGUGAAAAGAAGAAUAAGAAAAAUAAAAAAAAAUAA
Molecule: messenger RNA, 380 nt
Organism: Nylanderia fulva
Lineage: Eukaryota; Metazoa; Arthropoda; Insecta; Hymenoptera; Formicidae
Source: RefSeq, a predicted model, not a curated record